AUGACAUUCCGUUACCACACACAAGACAUCUGGAACAAGUUCCCCGCCCUCCAGCAAGACCAAGUCUUCUUCGACAACGCCGGCGGCAGCCAGACCCUCGGCACCGUCAUCGACUCCAUCAAGGACUACCUCGGCUCGACCAACGUGCAGCUCGGCGCCUCGUACGCCGUCGGCAAGAAGGCGACGGCCGCGUACAGGGCCGGCUACCAGGCCGCUGCUCGGUACAUCAACGCCGACCCGGACGAGAUUGUCUUUGGCCCUUCGACCACGCAGCUCCUCCGCAAUCUCUCCUACGCCCUCAAGUGUGCGCCCGGCGACGAAAUCGUCGUGUCUCGCAUAGAUCAUGAGGCGAACAUCGCCCCGUGGGUCGAUCUGGCAGAGCGGCAGAACCUCGUCCUCAAGUGGUGGAGGCCAACCCCCGGCCCGAACCCCAAACUCACAGUCGACACCCUCAAGCCCCUCAUCACGGACAGGACAAGACUGGUCACUUGCACGCACGCGAGCAACAUCCUGGGGACAAUCACCGACGUGCCAGCCAUAGCAGAUGUAGCUCACAGCGUCGGGGCUCUCCUCUGUGUUGACGCCGUGGCGUAUGCUCCUCACCGACCCAUCGACGUCAAGGCGUUUGGCGUCGACUUUUACUGCUUCUCAUGGUACAAGGUCUAUGGGCCUCAUGUUUCCAUGCUCUACGGUAGCUGGAGCGCGCAGACUCACCUGAGAUCGCUGGGCCACUUCUUCAACCCUUCUGCCUCUUUGGAGGACAAGCUGGGCCUUGCAGGCGGCUCGUACGAGCUGGUGCAGUCCAUCCCGAAGGUGACUGAGUACCUAGGGAAUUUUGAGAAUCUUGUCGAUUAUGAAGGGCUGAUUCAGUCCGCACUUUUAUCCUUCCUCAGAUCGAGAGGAGAUGGCAUCACCAUCUAUGGCGAGCCAGACGGGGACACUGACCGUCGAGUAGCAACCGUCAGCUUCUCCGUGAGGGGAUGGACCUCCCAGGCUCUCGUUGAAGAAGUGGAAAAGGUGACGAAUUUUGCGUUCCGCUGGGGGACAUUUUACUCGGACCGGCUUGUUCGAGAGACGCUGGGACUGGGUAAGGAUGGGGUUGUGAGAGUCAGCAUGGUGCAUUACAACACGCAGGACGACGUUAGAGGGCUUAUCCGAGCACUUCAAGAUGUAUUGGACAAGAGCAGUAGCGGAGCAAGCAGAGCUGAAGCCGGAACGGAUGAGGAUUCUGACGAUGAAGAAACUAGCUGA
Messenger RNA from Trichoderma citrinoviride, 1251 nucleotides. Its product is annotated as selenocysteine lyase. The record is from RefSeq and is a predicted model, not a curated record. NCBI's taxonomy places the organism in Eukaryota, Fungi, Ascomycota, Sordariomycetes, Hypocreales, Hypocreaceae. The transcript is spliced from 2 exons. Bases 1 to 1251 code for a protein of 416 amino acids.